CUAGUGCCUACGUCACUAACAACAAGAGCAAUCACCAUCAUCACGAUACAGUAGAAUAGCAUAAGCGGUGUAAGUUGCAGUAGUGGUGGCUGUGAAAACACGGCGAUUACUGCUGUACACGUUGCCCGGCUUCCGGCGGUCUGUAUCAUUGUUGCUGUUUUAGUAGUGAGUUGACGUCUGGCUGGACGACAACAACAUAGACAGAUAUCUCCAUGCUGGAAAGCUGUUGUCUCACUAGUAAAUACUGAGGUUAGUUUCUAUUAACAAGCGAGAUAGUCACUAAACCAAAUAAUAGAUUAUAAGUUAUAUAGAAACAUGUUUAAUCAACAAAUAAUACAUAACAACCGACCAGCACAUCAGAUGGAAUAUUGCUGAAGCUGGAAGCUAGUUAACUAAAAACAAAACACUUCUUUAUCACUUUUAUCAUCAGAAGCUAACGUGACACUACUAAUACUACUUCCGAGUGGUGUAUUUUACUUAACUAAGUCAGCCAACUGGAAACUUGUUUGAUAACGUGCCAGAAAGGUAACGUUGAAUGAAAGUGAGUCGCUGUUGUGUUUUUUAAACAACCACUUUUAAGUGUCAACUGUCCACAACUUCCACGUACAUAAACAACAAAGCCACACUUGAUUUUUCCCUCCCAAUUCCAAUAUUAAGCUAAUUAUAAUUAUCAAAACUACUUUUUGACGAAGUAGGAUAAUCAGAAAAAAAAAGUAAAAUAAAAUAUUACAUCCUGUACAUAUACAAAGUACACACAUACACACUCUUUCUUAUAUACAUACAUACACUGUGGACAACAUAUUAAUUUGUUUUCAAAGGUUUAUCACUUACUAAGGAUCAACAAUGGCUCGUAAUAGCAAGGAUACCCGUCGACGCUUAGCAAGUGGUGACAAAGAUAGGGAUCCUACUGUCCAAAUGCACCACUUGGGUGGAUCUGCAAUAGUUGCUGGUUCUUCUCACAGCAAUGGACAUCAUAACAAUGGUGGAAACGGUAGUAACAAUGGGAAAAGUAAACAUCGACGCUGCCCGGCUUCGGCCGGCCGUUUAGGUGUCUGGUCAUCCUUCGGACUGACGGACAGUGCAGCUGUUACUAAAGCGCUAUUGGUCCUUCUUAGUGUGGUCAGCAUCUCGGUCGCGCUGUAUUACCAACACCUUGUCCAUCUUCGGGAAAUGACUGUGCGAACUCCUUUGAACUCUCCAAAGAUGCUGUCCGAAAACAGUACGUCUCCUCUGAUGGACCCUGAUCGCUACUGGGGUACUUACAGGUCGCAUCUAUACUUCGGCCUGAAAACUCGAAGUCCCAGUUCUCCUGUUGUUGGAAUGAUGUGGAUGACAGAAUUUACACGAAACAUGCCGCCACCAGUGCGUCAUUGGUGUGACCAAGGGGACAACCUCUUGCGUUAUGGUUGGCUUAAGCAUGAUGGUGUCAACUUUGGAAUCCAAGAGAUUGUUGAAGACCAAUAUACAAUCCGGACAGAAUUUAUCAAAAGGCCAGGUGGUGACUAUGGUGGAGAUUGGACCACAAAAAUCAAAAUUACUCCAAAGAGUUCUGAAAGACAUGUGGUUGUCUCACUGAUGUUUUAUAUGGCACUAGAUGGGCCAGGAAAUUUGCAAACUAUAACAUCACAAAACAGACUGAAAUCCAUCUCAGGAUAUGUUAAGGAGCUUGGUGAUUUUGAACUAAAAUUUAACAAAGCUACUUCAACGUAUCAAAAAUACCAUCAUCUUGUUACUUAUGUCUCAAAUCUAGACAUUUUGAAAGAAACUGUCCAAGGUCAUUUGAAAGUAGAUGCUUGGGACAAAGGUAGAACACUCCCUUAUUUUGUAUUGAGAGGUAGAUCAGUACCAAGAGAUGCCCCAAGUGGUCCAAAUUUUAUAGUACACCAGGUCACAGCUGUUUUACCAGUAGAGAUGGAAAUAGUGUUUGAAUCUCAAAGCUACAGAAGAGAAAAUUCUUUACAGGGAGAUUCUUUCACUAAUUUAUUAAAUAGUUAUGUAGAAGAAUUUGAUACCAAGUUUGAAAAUACAUUCCAUUUAAAAGAGAAAGAUUUCAAAACUGAAGAAAUCAACUUUGCCAAAGCUGCCUUAAGUAAUAUGCUUGGAAGUAUUGGGUAUUUCUAUGGUGAGUCACAGGUGAAGUCCAUUUAUACACCAGAACCUGUCAAAUACUGGGAAACCUCUCUAUAUACUGCUGUACCUUCAAGAUCUUUCUUUCCUAGAGGUUUCCUCUGGGAUGAAGGUUUUCACAAUCUACUAAUAGUACAAUGGAACCCCACUAUUUCUAAAGACAUUAUAUCCCACUGGUUAGAUUUAAUAAAUGUGGAAGGUUGGAUACCACGUGAGCAAAUCUUAGGCUCAGAAGCUCAGAGAAAAGUUCCAGCUGAGUUUGUGGUCCAACAUAAUACAAAUGCUAACCCCCCAACACUCUUCCUUCCAUUGCAAAAAAUCAUUAAAACUUUAGUGAAGAGUGAAAAACCUGAAGAUCGGGCCUUUUUGAAAGCAGUUUACCCUCGCUUAAAAGCUUGGUAUGCUUUCUACAAUGAGACACAAUCUGGUAAUAUUCCAGGUACAUAUCGUUGGCGAGGGAGAGACCCUUUGGUGAAACGAGAAUUAAAUCCAAAAACAUUAACAUCAGGUCUUGAUGACUACCCUAGGGCAUCACAUCCUACAGAUUAUGAACGUCACAUUGAUCUUAGAUGUUGGAUGGCCCUUGCAUCUGGAGUGAUGCUUGAUAUUGCUAAAACACUCAAAAUGGAUUGGAAACCAUAUGAAGAAACUUACAACAUGCUGACAGACAACCAACUGAUGAAUGUAUUUCAUUGGUCAGAAAGCAAACAGCAAUACUGUGACUUUGGUUUGCACUCUGACAAGGUAAAACUUGAGCAGCCUAAAGCACCCCCACCAAAACCUGGUCAGCCUCCAAUUAAAUUAGAAAAAGUCAGAGUAAAUGUAUUUGAACCUAAGAUUCAGUUUGUAAAUUCCUUUGGCUAUGUAAGUCUUUUCCCAUUCCUACUGAAGAUCGUCAAUCCUGAUUCUCCAAAAUUGAUGAAAAUUUUGAAAGAUCUACAGGACACACAACUUUUGUGGACAGAUUAUGGUUUACGUUCAUUAGCUCGAACGGCUCCUCUCUACAAUCGCUACAACACAGAACAUGAUCCUCCAUACUGGCGUGGUGCUAUCUGGAUCAACAUCAACUAUUUAGCACUACAGGCAUUACACCACUACUCUACAACUGAAGGACCAUACCAGAGUCAGGCAAAGACCAUCUAUGAUCAACUUAGAGCUAAUAUCAUUAGGAACAUGUAUAAAGAAUAUUCAGAAACAGGUUACAUUUGGGAACAGUAUAAUGAUCGAACUGGCAAAGGUAAAGGCAGUCACCCAUUUACUGGGUGGUCAGCGUUAGUUGUGUUAAUGAUGGCUGAAAAAUAUUAGAUACUCUUCUUACUUUCCCUAGAAUAUCAAAAUAAUACAUUUUAAAAAUACAAAAAUAAAAAAAUGGGAUUAUAGAUUUAUUCUGACCUUCAUUUUCUGGGGUGUUUUUAAACAUUUUUCUUUCUUUUGUUUCUUUCAAAUCAUAGUUUAUUAUUCCAUUUUCUACCCAGUAUUUUUUCUUUUUAAUCACUUUUGUUCUUUUAAGCACACUUUUUUAAAGUUAUAAUUUUGAGACUAGACUAUCCCCUUUCCUUGCCCCCAGCUAAGUAUAUGAUGAUCUCAAAGAAUAGAGUUUGCUUUUGGAACUAAACUUUUCCCACCCCACACAUCCGCAGUGCUUUUAUAUUUUUAUUCAGAAUUAUACAGAACGUCCUUGGGGAUGUUAAUUAUUCAAAGCAAAACAUUUUGGUUUAAUAUUGAUAUUUUUCUAAGUUAGUGCAAUAUUUUACUUGCUUCCCUUAAAAACAAAUGUUACAUUUCAGUUUAUAUCUUUGUUAUUUUUCUAUUUUAUAUUAUGCAUAUAUAUAUAUACACACAUAAACAUAUAUGAGUGUAUCACACACACACACACACACACACACACACACACAUAUAUGUAUACAUACAAACACACAUGUAUAUAGACCUACACUCAUAUACACUUCCUUAAAUUUUUUCUAUGAAGAAUCCCAUUCACAUUCUCUGCUUCAGCUGAACAUUACAUGUUUACUAUAAUUGCGUUCUACAUUGUCACAUUGUAAUUUUAGCUUGAGAUUAAUUUUAUUAUUAUUAAGGCAGUAAGCUGGCAGAAUCGUUAGUUUCCCAGGCAAAAUUCCUAGUGGCUUUUUGUCUUUCUUCACAAUCUGAGUUCAAAUUCCACCUAGGUCAACUUUGCCGUUCAUCCUUUCAGGGCCAAUAAAAUAAGUACCAGUUGAACACUGGGAUCAAUAUAAUCAACUUACCCACUUCUCCAAAUUUGCUGGCCUUGUGCCAGAAUUUGAAAUCAUUAUUAUUAUUAUUAUUACUAUUAUUAUUAUUAAAACAGCAAGCUGGCAGAAUCAUUAAAACAUCAGAAAAAAGGCUUUGCAAUAUUUGUUCUGAUUCCUUACUUUCUGAGUUCAAAUCCCUGAGGUUAGCUUUGCCAUUCAUCCUUCCAGGGUCAAUAAAAUAAAUACCAGUUAAGCACUGGGGUCAAUGUAAUUGACUAGCUCCCUUCCCUAAAAUUUCAGGCCUUGUGCCUAAAGUAAAAAAGUCUAUCAUUAGGUGAGCUGACAGAAUCGUUAGAGUGUUGGAAAAAUGCUUCGCACUGUUUAUUUUGACUCUUUACAUUCUGAGCUCAAAUCCUGCCAAGGUCAACUUUGCCUUUCAUCCUUUUGGAGGCGAUAAAAUCAGAUGCCAAUCAAAUGAUAUCAAUUAAACUCUUUCUUCAAAAUUACUGACCUUGAGGCUAAAUUAGAAAUAAUUAUUAACCCUUUAGCAUUCAGAUUACUCUGUUAAAUGUAAUCCAUGUUGUUUUGAAUAAAUCAUGUAUUAGCUUGUAGCUUCAAGAUCUCAAUGAUGUGAAUGUUUAUUUUUAGAAUGAUAUUGUAAGAUAGGUGUGAGAGGCUGGAUCUGGCUGGUCUGAACAUAAAACAGGUAGAAUAUUUGGGUCUGAUAUGGCUGGUUUAAGUGUUAAGGGCAGUAAGCUGGCAGAGUUGUUAUAGCAUCAUUAAAAUACCUUAUCAUAUUAGUUCUAAGUCUUUACAUUCUGAAUUCAAAUUCUGCCAAGGUCAACAUUGCUUUUAAUCCUUUUGGGAUCGGUAAAAUAUAGUACCUGUCAAGUGCUUGGGUUGAUGUAAUUGACUUGCUGGCCUUAUGCCUAAAUAAGAAAGGAUUAUUAUUAUUUUUAUUAUUGAUUUUCUGCUUUAAUAAUAAUAAUGAUUUGUUUUAUUAGCCACAAGGGCUUUGUACUGGAGACAGUACAAAGGUGAAAUAGAAAACAAAGAAUAGUAUUGGGGAAGUGUUUACAAGUAAAAGGAUAAGAUUACUAAUAACAAAGAUAUUAAUUAAUUGAUAACAAAAAAAAUAUAGAACAACAGAUCAACAAGAAAGCAUCCUCAAAAAUGGUGGGGGUUCAGGGCACUCCACACAUAACUCUAGAUUACUGUGACACACUAAAGGUAAGUGCCAUCAUCCAGUUUUUGUUGUAAUCUGCAGCUGUAUAAUUAGAGUAAGUCCAUUUAGUCCACACCAGUUUUGCUUCUUUCAUCCAAAUUUCAUUGAUUAAUGAAAGGGCAUGACCUUCCUUUCUAUGGUCAGUUUCCUCUUCAAGUACCACUUGAAGAGGUAGAUGAGGGCUUGGCAGAAUGAUUAAAGCAUCAAACCAAAUGUUUUGUGUAUUUUGUUAUGACCCUUUGCACUCUGAGUUCAAAUUCUGCAGAGGUCAACUUUGCCAUUUUGUUACAGAAUUGACAAAAAUAAAGUGCCACUUAAGUACUAGAGUUGAUUUAGUUAAUUUACUCCUUUGAGCAAAUCUGUGUCCUUAUGCUUGUGUUAGAAAUUAUUAUUAUUAUUAUUAUUAUUAUUAUUAUUAUUAUUAUUAUUAUUAUUAUUAAGGUGGUGAGUUGGCAUAAUCAUUAGCAUGCUGGGCAAAAUACUCUGCAGUAUUUCAUCUGUCUUCACGUUUUGGGUUCAAAUUCCACUAAGGUCAACUUUGCCUUUGAUCCUUUCGGGGUCAAUAAAAUGAGUACUAGGGAAACCUUGGGGUUGAUGUAAUUGAUUAGUCCCCUCCCACCAAAUUUCAGGCUUUUUGCCUUCAGUAGAAAGAAUUAUUAUUAUGAGAGUGUAAAAUUGUUAAUGUUGAACAAAAUUCUUUACAAUAUUUAUUCUGGCGAACUGGUUGAACCAUUAGCUUGCCAGGCAAAAUGCUUAUGGCAUUUCAGCCAUCUUUACAUUCUGAGUUCAAAUUCCAUCAAAGUCGACUUUGACUUUCAUCCUAUCUGAGUCAAUAAAAUAAGUAUCAGUUGAACUCUGGGCUCGAAGUAAUUGACUUAUCCCUCCCUUGAAAUUGCACCAAAAUUUGUAACCAAUAUUUGUUCUGGGGUCAAUAAAAUAACGUACCAUUAUUAAGAAAAAUAAGUGCCAGUAUUUCAUUAUAGAUGAUUCAAUGGCCUACACCUGUAAACUGAAAUGUUGUGUCCUUAUUCUACAUCAGAAAUAAUAAUUAUUAUUAUUAUUAUUAUUAUUAUCAUUAUUAUCAUUAUUAUCAUUAUUAUUAUUAUUAUUAUUAUUAUUAUUAUUAUUAUUUAGGAGGCAAGCUGACAGAAUCAUUAGCAAGCCAGGCAAAAUUCUUAGUGGUGUCUCGUCCAUCUGUAUGUUCUGAGUUCAAAUUCUGAUGAGGUUAACUUUACCUUUCAUCCUAUUGAAGGUUGAUAAAAUAAGUAUCAGUUGGGCACUGGGGUCGAUGUAAUCAACUAGCCCCCUCCCCCAAAAUUGCUAGCCUUGCAUCAAAAUUUGGAGCCAUUAUUACUAUUAUUAUCAUUAUUAUUUUUAUUAUUAUUAUUAUUAAUAUUAUUCAAGGUGGUAAUCUAAGAGUCAUUAGAGCCUCAGAAAAAAUGUUUAACACUAUUUAUUCCAGCUCUUUACUUUUGGGGGUUCAAAUCCCACCAAGGUCAACUUCACCUUUCAUCCUUUUGCGAUUGAUAAAAUAAAGUACCAGUCAAAUACUGGGGUCAAUAAUAUUGACUAACUCCUUCUCCUCAAAAUUACUAGCUUUGUACAUAAAUCAGAAACCAUUUAUUCCUACUGUUAUUAUUACUACUAAUUUGGUGAACUGGCACAAUUGUUAGUGUUGGACAAAAUGCCUUGCAGUAUUUGUUCUGGCUCUUUACAUUCUGUGUUCAAAUCCUGCCAAGAUCAACUUUGCCAUUCUUCCUUUUAGACUCAAUAAAAUAAGUACCAUCAAGUACUGCAGUCAAUGGUAUCAAGCAGCCCUCUCCCUUCAGAAAUACCAACCUUGUGCCUAAAUCUGAGCCUAAUGUUACUAUUAGGAGAAGAAUAAGGGGCCAUGGAUUGACAAAAUCUUUCUAGAGUAUUGGACAGAAUGCCUUGCUUUGGCAUUUGGUGUGGCUCUUUAUAUUUUGAUUUCAUAUCCCUCCAAAGUCAAGUUAGCUUUUUAUCCUAUUAUGGUCAACAAGAUACACUACCAGUCGAGUAUUGGGUCAGUUUAAUCAAGUAGCCCCUCUCCUUAAAAUUUGCUGGAUUAUGCCUACAUUAGAAACAGUUUGCAGAAUCAUUAGAGCAUUGGACAAAAUGCCUUAUAAUAUUUCUUCCAACUCUUUACAUUCUGAAUUCAAAUCCUUCCAUAGUCAACCUUGUGUACCAUCCCACCAGGUCAAUAAAAUAAGGAACCAGUCAAAGACCGGAGUUGAUUGGUUGAAGAAAGAAUAUUAACUAAUAUUCUCUCCUCAAAACUCCUAGCCUUGUGCCUAAAUCAGAAACACUUAUAAGGGCAAAGUAUAGCAGAAUGGUUGACAAAUCAGUACAGCACCAAUGAAAAAAUUGCUUUGCAGUGUUUAGUUGCAGCAUUUUACAUUCAGAGUAGAUAUCAAACCAAGGAUAAAAUUUGCAUUUCAUCUUUCUGGGGCUGAUAAAAAAAAAUAAAUAGCAGUUGGGAAGGUUUGAUAUAACCAAUUGUCCCAUUCCUUAAAUGUGUACUCUUGUGCCUCUCUUAGAAAACACUAUUAUUCAAGUUGGCAGAUCAUUAGCACUUAGGCCAAAAUGCUUUGUGCUUUUUGCUUACUGAGUACAGAAUUUGUACUCAAGAUCAGCUUUGCCUUUCGUCCUUUCAAGGCCAAUAAAAUAAAUACCAGUUGAUCACUGAAAGCGAUAAAAUGGGUACCAGUGGAUCAUUGGGGUCAAUGUACUCGAAAAGCCUACUCCCCCGAAAUUUCAGGCCUUGACAGUGGCCUAUUAUUUCCUAAGAAGGCAAAUCAGUAAACCUAUUCAGUUGUCCUUGUAUUACAACUUGUUCCUUGUCAUAGCUUCUUUCUCAGCUCUAAUAGUUUUGUUAUUUUUUUUAUUUUCAAACUAGAAACGUCUUAUAAAAGUUGUAUGACAGCUGCUCAGUCCUUUAGUGAAUGCAUUUUAUAUAAGUUUUUAAAUGCUAUGUCAGUUGCAUUGGUAAUGCCAAUUAGUCUUACUUCCUUAACAUAUAUAUAUUGGGUUGGUGCAUAAUUAUUGCGGCUUUUUUUCAACAAAAAUAAUAACAUGUAACAAAAACAUCUUUAAAUGGUUAUUCCGGAGCAUAUUCACCAUCUAUUUCAAUUACUGCUUCCCAUUUGCUUGGCAGACAGUCGUUUCCAUGAGCAAAGAAGUUAAUGUUCUUAGAAGCAAUCCACUCUUUGACAGCGGCCACUAAGUCAUCCAAGUCAUCGGAUACUUUGUUCGUGAGCCAAUUUUUCAGCAAUCAAUUGAUGUGAUAGUCCGUAGGUGCUUCUGUGGGAGAAUAUGGCAGAUGAGGAAGCAGUUCGCAGCCCUUAUUGCGAUAGAUUUGAUGAGACAACACUCAACAUGUGGAUGUGCAUUAUCGUGGUGGAAGACAAUAUGGUUCUUUUUGCGCUCUUUUCAUCUUGAUUGCAGUCAAGUUGAGCUAGAUGAAUGUCAUUGUUUGAUAUUUAAUUGCCGCUUGCCAUUUUUGUCCAGAAUCCACCACUGUUGACACUCAUCAUCAUCAUCGUUCCACCAAUAACAAAUCCCAUUUGAGAUGAUUUCCCAGUGAAUGAUUCCGCUUCUGACCCACCAAACACACCCCAUUGCCUUCUUACAGUGAAUGCUUUUUGGUAUUCCUUUGGGUGAAACACCUGGUGAAAUGCAAACCUUUCUUUUGACGUUUUUGAAGAGAAACCACAAUUCAUCCCCAGUGAUGAGAUUCUUCAGGAACAGAGUUUGCUUAUUUCGCUGCAGCAAAAUCAGUAAAACUUUGGACAUGUUCAGCUUUGUUAUCGGAGAGUUCGUGGGGGACCCACCCAGCCAAUUUCUAUACUUUUCCGAGCUUUUUGAAACGAUGGUCCACAUUGAAGUCUUCAGCCAACAUUCUCGUUGUCAAGCUUUUAUCCUCUUCCAUGGCUGCCAAAAGUGCCUGGUCAUUGAAAUUUGAUGGUCAACCUCUUCCUUUUUCAUCUGUGAGGUUUGCAUCGCCUGAUUUGAACUUCCUGAAUCAUCUUUCAACUUGGCGUUUGCUGAUUGUUCUUUCACCAAAAAGUGCAUUCCAACCUUUCUCGAAGUGGUAGAGCAUAAUAUAACAAAUGUGGAUAUGAUUUUCAAUAUGUAUUUUUAUGAAAAAAAGUCGACCAUCAUUUAAAGAUAUUUUUGUUAAAUAUUGUUAUUGUUUUUGUUAAAUAAAAUUUGUUGAAAAAAAGCCACAAUAAUUAUGCACCAACCCAAUAUAUAUAUAUAUAUAUAUAUAUAUAUAAUAUCCAUAUAUAUAGAUGUAUAUGUAUAUAUUUAUGCAUUGUUUAUGUGUGUAUAUAUAUGUAUAUAUGCAUAUGUAUAGAGAGAAAAAGAUAUGCAAACAGAUUACACCAGUUUUUUCUACUAUUGUUUAUGUAUUCUAUGUGAAUUAUAAAUAUAUAUAUAUUUUUUAUAAAACUCGCAAGGCAAAAAAUGUGAUCAUUUUUAUUUAAACUAAUCUUUCUAUAAUAAAUGCAAUAAGAUAUAUUGUUAAAAACAAUUGCUCAAAAUCUUGAGAAUGACACUCAGUCAAUGCAGAUACAGAUAUAGAUAUUAAUUGCUUUAAGUUCAUACUUCAGAGUUUGUAAAAUCUUAUAAGUUGAUUAAUAUGAAAUCUAGUGUCUAACAAUAUCAAGAUUAAACUCUGGUGGAUUUACAACUGGAAUUUAAUGAAGAGAUACAAUAGAACACUAAAGUUUCAAAUGUUGCAUCCUGUUCUGAUAGAUGGAUGGAUAGAUAGAUGGAUGGAUGGAUAGAUAGAUAGAUAGAUAGAUAGAUAGAAGACAUUAUAGUAAACAGCUGAACAGAGUUUGUGAAGGUUUCAUAGACGGUUACUUAUUUCAUAGAAAUAUGUAUUUAGAGAGCCAAACACAUAUAUUAGGGUUGUUGGGGACAAAAACCCCAUUAUGUUGCUAUUUCUACAUAUUUCCUUUAAUUCAAUACAAACAUUAUUUUUAAACAGAAAUAAAAUAAAAUUGUUAUUUCUAAUGAUUUUUCCCAAACUUUUGAGAAAUUUGAUUAUAAAAAAAAUUUAUUAAUUGGAAAAAAAAUGCAUUUGCCUUAACGAAAAUUGUUUUUUGAAUAAAUAAAAAAAAAUCCAAAUUCA
This is a messenger RNA of Octopus bimaculoides (California two-spot octopus), 10726 nucleotides long. Its product is annotated as mannosyl-oligosaccharide glucosidase. Gene Ontology annotation, biological process: protein N-linked glycosylation; oligosaccharide metabolic process. Gene Ontology annotation, molecular function: Glc3Man9GlcNAc2 oligosaccharide glucosidase activity. The record is from RefSeq and is a predicted model, not a curated record. Gene Ontology annotation, cellular component: endoplasmic reticulum membrane. Lineage: Eukaryota; Metazoa; Mollusca; Cephalopoda; Octopoda; Octopodidae.